CUUCUCUAGGAGCCGUCUACCACUUCCGGUUACAUGACGACGACGGCGUUGAUACAAAAAAGAGAGAAGGAAAACAGGAAAAUACCUUUUCUUGGCGAGAACAGUGGAAACUUAAUAGAAAUAGCCAGAUAUAUGUUAACGGGUCGCUUGUAUGGCGACAUAACCAACGUUUGAACUCAAGUCAGUCCGGCUGGAUACCGUAGGAGCAGCGAAAGAGCACAAAUAUUUGUAGUUUAUUGUUCUUCGCCUGCUCCCUCCAGCUAAGCUAUUUCUGUUUUACCUAGCCGAGCAAGCUAACGUUAGCUAACACUGGAUUCCUACACUGUCUUCUCAGUCCUCAAUUAGCCAGAAAGAAAACCAGCGCCUGUUAAUCCGGUCUGUUUGCAGCUGGGCUCUGCUAACCUCCUUUAGCUCGGUGACAUUAGUUGGGGCGAGGAUGGCUACGUCUGCUCUGUACGCCUGCACCAAGUGUAACCAGCGGUAUCCCUUCGAGGAGCUGUCGCAGGGCCAGCAGCUGUGCAAGGAGUGCCGCAUUGCACACCCAAUAGUGAAGUGCACAUACUGCAGAUCUGAGUUCCAACAGGAAAGCAAAACCAAUACAAUCUGCAAAAAGUGUGCUCAGAACGUCAAACAGUUUGGAACACCCAAACCCUGCCAGUACUGUAACAUAAUUGCAGCUUUUAUCGGGACAAAGUGCCAGCGUUGUACUAACUCAGAGAAGAAAUAUGGACCUCCACAGACCUGUGAGCAGUGCAAACAGCAAUGCGCGUUUGACCGGAAGGAGGAGGGCAGGAGAAAGGUGGAUGGGAAACUGCUGUGCUGGCUCUGUACUCUGUCCUACCGCCGUGUCCUGCAGAAAACCAAGGAGCAGAGGAAGGGCUUCGGCUCCUCCAACUCCUCAUCUCUCAACGAGAAAGACCAUCACUCCAGACCUCACCAUCAUCACCACCACCACCAACACAGACACAGCAGCUCUCAUCACAAACUGAGUGGGAGCCUGAGUCCUGAGCAAGAACAGGGACUUUGGAAGCAGAGCCAUAAAUCGUCUUCAAUCCAGAAGGAGACUCCAAAGAAGAAACCAAAACUGGAGAUGAAGCCAUCCAACGGGGACAGUAGUUCCAUCACCCAGUCGAUGGAUUCUGGAGGAACAGACAACUUUAUUCUCAUCAGCCAGCUGAAGGAGGAAGUGAUGUCACUGAAGAGACUUCUGCAGCAACGGGAUCAAACCAUUCUUGAGAAGGACCGAAAGCUCACAGAGCUCAAAGCAGACUUUCAGUACCAGGAAUCCAACAUGAGAGUCAAGAUGAACCAAAUGGAGAAAUCGCACAAAGAGUCUAUGGAGCAACAGCAGGGCAAAAACAGGGAGCUGAUGAAGCAGGUGGCUGCCCUCUCGAAAGGCAAAAAGUUUGACCGGACGGGAAGCUCACUGCUGUUGCCCUAACAAAAGGCCGACCAGCGGGUAACAACACAGAGCGGCUUCAUCGUUGUAACACUGUGAAAGUCUCCCUCCUGUGUUUCCUCAUUGCCAUCAACAUCAAUUACUUGUCAAUUGGUUAAACCAGAGACCAUGUUGUACAUGGAAAUCAAAUGUUGAAUCAAAGCAACCUUUCUCUAAAUGUCAGCAUAUUUUAGAUAUUUUAUGGCGACUUUUCCACUGGUUUAUAGGAUGUGACUUUGGAGAGUGGAGGAUGGAGCCCUCGUUUUUAAACACUGCCGGGCCAAAUCAGAAAGCAUGGUGUGCAUAUGUGGAUAGCAUUCUGUCAACUCAGUGUAUCCACCUAAUUUUUAUGGAUGUCAUGCAAUUUAUUUAUUCAACUGUAUUUCUUAGCUUUUUUAUUUCCUCACAACAUACUAAGAACAUCCCACAUUUUGGGGUUUUUCUUCAAUAGCAAUUAGUUAUAUUUUUCUAAAUUUAUGAGAUUGUGGAAGACAAGUUCUCCUCAGUGGGAGAUCCUGCGCAACUUUACAAUGUAUGCAAACGUGGGACGGGUGACCACUGAGCUGCUGCUCGACAGUAGAGAACCCUCUCAGUAACAAUUCAUAAAACAACCAAUGAACACUUUAAAAGUCUGUCGGACGGAGAGACACCUCUUGGCUGCCCUCUUUCUCACUGUGUGACAGCUGUAGUGCUUUGCUGUUUCUCCUUAGUGGAACGAUUGUAAUACUGCAUGAUUUUACUGCCAGACACCGGUUGGAAUUGUGGUCAGACUUCUUUUUCCCUCCCUUUUUAAUUAGUUUUUUAAGAAUCACUUGUAAAUGUAUUGCUGGGGUCAGCCAUUGUAUUUAAACUAUUGCUUGUAUCUGUUUUAGUGAAUACAGUAUGUGUACAGUAAGGCCAGUUAAAAUUAACAUGUCUGUAGAAGAUGCUUUUUAAAGGAACACACCUAUCACCUUGCAUAAUUGGGCUGGUUUCAUACUGUGGCGUCCAGGAUCACUUUUGUACUUUUUUCCAAACCAAGUGUUUUAAAACUAUUAAAACUGGCUAAACUGUU
This is a messenger RNA of Centropristis striata (black sea bass), 2492 nucleotides long. It is a transcript of the gene fam76b, whose product is annotated as family with sequence similarity 76 member B. The record is from RefSeq and is a predicted model, not a curated record. Lineage: Eukaryota; Metazoa; Chordata; Actinopteri; Perciformes; Serranidae. The coding region runs from base 437 to 1441 and encodes 334 amino acids. The transcript has 10 exons.